CCUCCAGUCAGUAGAUCAGCAUAGGUAAUGACGUUGCUACAGUCGCGAUGGCUUCGUUUCACGCGCUCUGCGCUACCUCCAACGCGGCAACACAGACACGACCGCUUACUACGGGGUUUCAGCGUAUCGAUUCCGAAAUUUGAGGCGGCAGGUGCGCCUGCGUCCUUGUCUUCGGGCAACUCUCAUUCGGGCUCCAAGCGGUUCCGCCAGCACGUGAACCCGCUCUCGGUGACGUAUCGCCAGCCCGUGGAGCUGCCCAAGUGGACGCAAUGCUUCGCGAACACCUCACUGCCCAUCCACCUUGACAUCGGCUGUGCUUGGGGCAAAUACCUGAUGGACGUGGCUGAGUCUCAGGCAUUCGAGCGGAACUUUGUAGGCGUCGAGAUCCGUCGCAACGUGCUACGAGAAGCGGAGCGAGAGGCCGAGCGACGAGGACUUCGCAAUCUGGCCUUCGUGCAUGCCAACAUGAACUUCCACCAGGCGACGCUGCUGCAGUCUCUACCUGGUCCCGUUAAAAGCGUCUCCAUCUUCCAUCCGGAUCCGUGGAUGAAGAAGCGCCACAUCAAGCGGCGACUGGUGACGGAGGAGUUCGUGGAAGAGAUGGCCACCCACUUACCGAAUGGAACUCCGAUAUACGUGCAGACGGACGUGGAAGAACUGUUCGCAUACAUGGUGGAGAUUUUUGAGAUGUCUAAACUUUAUGAUUUCGAUGCGCUGCAUAAGAACCCGCUGGGGAUCCCCACGGACAGAGAAAAAUUUGUCUGCAAUGAAGGAGGCGACAUCUACCGGGUCAAGUUUAUAGUCGACAAGUCAGAGAAGGAGGCAAAAGACCCCGCUGCUCAGAUCUGUGACUGAAAAAAAUCGACGAAAGAACUGAACGUUCAUAUAACUGGUAUAGACAUGUUUUUGCUUAUCGACAUUAUUCUGCGCGGACAACUUUCGGACCAGCGACUUCAGAUUAGAUAUGCAUAGGAUACCUUGGAGGUUGGUAGUCGGACUGCGCUUUACUUGCCAAAGCGGCGUUUGCGACGGUUGAACUCGAUAAUGAUGUCGUGCAGGUCUUCGCGUGUCACCUCCGGCCAGAAUUUGUCCAUGAAAAUGAGCUCUGCGUAGGCGAUCUGGAACAACAGGAAGUUGCUGAUGCGCAGCUCGCCCGAUGUACGGAGCAUGAUGUCCGGAUCCGGCAGGCCGCUACAGUGCGAAGGAACGAUAAUAGUAGGCAACAGUUAGCUCAGAUACAGUACCAAAACAAUCGAACGAAAGAGACGAGCAUGAAAACGUACGCAGUGAGCAUGCGCUGGCCAACCAG
Phytophthora nicotianae INRA-310 is the source of this 1309-nucleotide messenger RNA. RefSeq names its product tRNA (guanine-N(7)-)-methyltransferase. The record is from RefSeq and is a predicted model, not a curated record. Gene Ontology annotation, cellular component: tRNA methyltransferase complex. The coding region runs from base 28 to 855 and encodes 275 amino acids. NCBI's taxonomy places the organism in Eukaryota, Oomycota, Peronosporomycetes, Peronosporales, Peronosporaceae. The transcript has a single exon. Gene Ontology annotation, molecular function: tRNA (guanine(46)-N7)-methyltransferase activity. Gene Ontology annotation, biological process: RNA (guanine-N7)-methylation; tRNA methylation.